Messenger RNA from Phytophthora sojae, 492 nucleotides. RefSeq lists its product as hypothetical. The coding region runs from base 1 to 492 and encodes 163 amino acids. Gene Ontology annotation, molecular function: histone H3K79 methyltransferase activity. The transcript is spliced from 2 exons. The record is from RefSeq and is a predicted model, not a curated record. NCBI's taxonomy places the organism in Eukaryota, Oomycota, Peronosporomycetes, Peronosporales, Peronosporaceae.
AUGGGACCACUAAAUGAGUGCGACGUAUUUCUGGAUGUGGGUGCGGGAAUCGGGAACGCCCAUUACAUGCUGGCUCAAGUUGCGCUUACUACGACUACUCGGAAGUGUAUUGGAGUCGAGUUACGUGAGGAGCUAUGUUCGCUCGCAAAGCAGCAUAUUCAGAACCACAUUACGGCCUACCCUUUACUGCGCAAGGUGACCAUGAUACCGGCGGAUGUGCGCGACGUAGUGCUGUCGGUCCAGGCUCCAGCGUCUGAAGCCACGGUGAUUUUCGCAAAUUACUUCCUUUUUGAAGAAGCUGCCAAGCUCGUUGUCGCUCGAGAACUAAGUGCAAUGCCAAAUGCACGCAUCAUUGCAUCAACCUCUCGGUUUUGCCCCCGUCAUAGAGCGAAUUGCUCACAGCCAUUUUGCUCUCGCUGGAAACUAGUCCGUGAACAACAGGUAGAAUGUAGCUGGAAGUCAAGUCUUACCUCACUAUAUAUUUACAAAUAA